CGACAGGUUUAAAGAGGAGGAGGCGCAGGAUUCGGGCUUCACUCUGAGACGGACACGGACACAGAGAUCCUGCAGCCAACAUGAGUGGGUAUAAAUGGGCUGAAGAUGACUUCAUGCCGCCGGGGGUGUGUCGGCUCCUCACCCCACAGCCAGAGAAUAAUCGAACCUACAUGAUGUACCACGGCACCACCAGGGCGAAUGCUCGGGCCAUCCGUAGGGGAGGAUUUCAUCAGUCUAAGGGCGGGAUGCUCGGCCCUGGCGUCUACCUCAGCAGAGACCUGGAGAAGGCCAAACGCUAUCCCAUUGAUUGGCCUGAGAAUGACAAGGUUGUCAUUAAGGUUACGGUCAACGUGGGAAAAGUGAUUGCCAUCAGCCAUCAGGGCCACCCUCUCCAGAAGACCUGGAGUGACGGGGGAUACGACGCGGCCUGGGUACCGCCCAGCUGUGGGAUGGUGAAGAGUGGCCUGGAGGAAAACUGCAUCUGGGAUCCCAAACGAAUCAGUAUCAUUGAUGAUAUCAAACCGGUUCCACACCCCUACAGGGAUGCUGCAGCCAACAUGAGUGGGGAUAAGGAGGAAAACCGGAUCCCGCUUCGCAGAGGAGUUUAUCUCGCUGAUGUCGUCAAAAACCUUCCGGACCCGUCCCUUUGUCCAAAUGGAUAUACCCCUGAAAUAAUGCUUGCUGCAGCCAACGUGAGCCGGUAUAACAGAUACCUGGAAGAAAACUCCAUCUGCCCGAGCAGACGACUGAGUCUCAAUGACUUCCUCCCGCCGGUUCCACACCCCUACCCGCCCUUUUAUCCACAUGGUGGAUAUGGUUACAUGUAAGGAUGCAACUGGCAGUUACUCAUAAGUU
Messenger RNA from Cololabis saira (Pacific saury), 855 nucleotides. RefSeq lists its product as uncharacterized. Gene Ontology annotation, molecular function: NAD+ poly-ADP-ribosyltransferase activity. The transcript has 4 exons. Gene Ontology annotation, cellular component: cytoplasm. The record is from RefSeq and is a predicted model, not a curated record. The coding region runs from base 81 to 827 and encodes 248 amino acids. NCBI's taxonomy places the organism in Eukaryota, Metazoa, Chordata, Actinopteri, Beloniformes, Belonidae.